This is a messenger RNA of Neomonachus schauinslandi (Hawaiian monk seal), 936 nucleotides long. RefSeq names its product gap junction protein gamma 3 (gene GJC3). Lineage: Eukaryota; Metazoa; Chordata; Mammalia; Carnivora; Phocidae. The transcript has 2 exons. Bases 1 to 936 code for a protein of 311 amino acids. Gene Ontology annotation, cellular component: connexin complex. The record is from RefSeq and is a predicted model, not a curated record. Gene Ontology annotation, biological process: cell communication.
AUGUGCGGCAGGUUCGUGAGGCAGCUGUUGGCUGAAGAGAGCAGGCAUUCCACCUUCGUGGGGCACCUCCUGCUCCCCGUGCUCCUGGGAUUCCGCCUCGUGCUGCUGGCUGCCAGUGGGACCGGGAUCUACGGCGAUGAGCAGAGUGAAUUCGUGUGUCACACUCAGCAGGCGGGCUGCAAGGCCGCCUGCUAUGAUACCUUCCAUCCCUUCUCCCCGCUGCGCUUCUGGGCCUUCCAGGUCAUCUUGGUGGCUGUGCCCAGUGCCCUCUACAUGGGUUUUACUCUGUAUCAUCUGAUCUGGCAUCGGGAAGAAUCAGGAAAGGUGAAGGAGGAGACUCUGCUCCACCAAGGGGAGAACAGCAGAGAUGGCUCAGGGCCGGGGAGCCCCAGGCUGCUCUGGGCCUACGUGGCACAGCUGGUGGUGCGGCUGGUCCUUGAGGGGGCCGCCUUGGGGGUGCAGUACCAUCUGUAUGGCUUCAAGAUGCCUAGCUCCUUUGCAUGUCGUCGGGAGCCUUGCCUCGGUAGUAUAACCUGUUACCUGUCCCGCCCUUCUGAGAAGACCAUCUUCCUGAAGACCAUGUUUGGGGUCAGUGGGCUCUGUCUCUUGUUUACUCUUUUGGAGCUUGUACUCCUGGGCCUGGUGAGAUGGUGGAGGACCUGGAAGCACAAAUCUCCUCCUUCUAACUAUUCCCCAGCUGCAGAGAGCACCAAAAAACACAAGGAACCGACUGAUAGCUUCCCAGCGGUGGAAGCCAAAGAGCAGUUCCGAGAAGCAGCAGCUGUCCCCUUGUCUCCAGCCCAGCAGCAACUCACACGAAGGGCCAAAUUCCUACUUUUUAAACCCAUACCCCUGGUUUCCACCCAGAAAAGACAGGAGAGUUUUGCUGCUGAUUCAGGGGUAACAGGAAGGGAGUAUGAUUACAUCACAGUAUGA